Molecule: messenger RNA, 1161 nt
Organism: Rhizopus microsporus ATCC 52813
Lineage: Eukaryota; Fungi; Mucoromycota; Mucoromycetes; Mucorales; Rhizopodaceae
Product: ribosomal protein S5 domain 2-like protein
Exons: 3
Coding region: 1-1161 (386 amino acids)
Molecular function (GO): glucuronokinase activity; ATP binding
Source: RefSeq, a predicted model, not a curated record
AUGGCCUACACAAAUCCAAACAUCUCUUUUCAAGAGUAUCUUGACCAUUGGCAAGACUGUCUCCGUGAUCGGUUGAGAAUAGAGAACAAUCAUCUGCAGACCAACCCUAUUCACCAACGAGCUUAUGCUCGUGUGGGCCUGAUGGGCAAUCCCAGUGAUGGGUUUUUUGGGAAGACCAUGUCGCUGCUUAUUUCCAACUUUUGGGCUGAAGUCACCCUCAUACCUAACAGGCCAGAAGACCUGGAAACUAUCACUAUUUUACCCAACCCAGUCUCUGAUCCUCACAGCUUUCUUUCGAUGGCUUGUUUAGCCGGUGUGUCAGAGAUUGAUGGAUAUGAAACAGGCGACAGACUGCUGCAAGCCUGCUGCAAAGUCUUUUAUCGACACUGUCAAGCUCAAAAGAUACCCAUCAAUACCGAACAAGGGUUCACCGUGCUGUUUGAAACUAACAUUCCUAGACAAGUAGGCUUAGCUGGGUCAUCAGCUAUUAUCACUGCUUUAUGGAAGGCACUGAUGGUGUUUUAUGGUGUCACUGAGAAGCAAAUCCCAUUGGAAUUGCAAGCGAGUUUGGUUUUAAAGGUUGAACAGGAUGAGCUCGGUAUUGCUGCUGGAUUGCAAGACAGAGUGAUUCAGUCAUUUGGUGGGCUAGUAUAUAUGGAUUUCAACAAGGAGCACAUGGAGAAACAUGGAUACGGAAAAUAUGAGCGUCUGAAUGUUUCUUUACUGCCUAAACUGUGGUUAGCCUACGUCGCUGAUCCUGAAGAUUCCGGUAAGGUACAUAGCACAGUCAAACAGCGAUUUUUAAAUGGUGAUCAAGAGAUCAUAAAAGCAAUGCAAAAGUUUGCAUCAUUUACAGACCAGGCUCGACAUGCAUUAGAAACGCAUAAUCAUCAAUCAUUUGCUCAACUCAUGUCUGCUAAUUUUGAUUUACGCAGACAAGUCUAUGGUGAUGCAGUUGUAGGUGCUCCCAACCUGAGAAUGAUUGAAUUAGCUAGACAGCACAACUGUGCUGCUAAAUUUCCUGGAAGUGGUGGUGCCGUGAUAGGCAUGUGGAACGGUCAAGAUAAAAGUACAGAAGAAAAAGAUUUAUUGAAUCUAAGGUUUGCAUUAGAGCGUGAAGGAUUCGUCUUUAUGAUACUCUCACCCAAGGUAUAUGAAUAA